UACGAUUCAAAUCUAGAUCUGUGGAGAAAGAAACAUAAAUUUAAAAAACAAACGUGGAAGGAAAACAUUGACAUAAACUUAAUUUUAUACUUAAAACUAUGCUUAAAACAUUUAAAAACAUUUCGUUUAAAUUGCGGAAAAAUACAAAUCGUUUUUGGUAAAUUAGAACCCUGUGAUUUUGAUUAUGAAAAAAAGUUUAGUUGUUCUAGGCUUAAGUUAAGUAAUAAAAGCUAAAAUUUUUCGCAUCAACUCUCUCUGGUAAAAAGUUUGUGCACGUUAUUUCUCCCACACACAUUCUCAGAUUAAGUUGAAAUUUAGCACACUUAUUUCUUGGACCUGGCAAAAUAGGAAUCGUUUAAAAAAAACUGUUAGUAAACUAGCUUUUUGGUAAUUAAUUAAUUGUACUUGACAGGUAGAGUAGAACAAACAACCCGGGACCGUGGAGAUAAUCAGUUCAGCACGCUAACUGCACGACCAGGCAUUGCUCUUAACUUAAUAACAAACUGGUUACAAACUAAUAGCCUGACGAUAUUUGAUAAUCUUUCAGCAUUGAUUUGUAGGGAUGUAGAUCUACAUAAACUAAACUUCUGAUUUAGCACUCAAGAUCUAAGAUAUCUAAGAUCUAAAUUUUAAAUAAUUUAAAUGAUUUAGAUAAGAAACAGGAAGUAAGAAUGACAACAUUGACUUUUAGUGCAGUCAGUAGUAUCUUUUGGUCCGGUGCGGACAGUAGUGACUUAGAGAGUCAAGUAGUAACUUUGAAGUUUAUUGUUACCCGCUGUGAUGCGGAUGUGAUUUAAUAAAAUUUAGUAUAUUGGAUGUGUAUAGUAACAUCGUUAUGUGGACGCGACUGUAUUCUAUGUAUUGGAUCAUUUUCGUAACUACCAUAAAGUGUGCAACUUAUUGUUUUAUUAAAUAAAUGUUAUAUCUUGUCUGCCAAAACUGGACUCAUUCAAUCUCUACCAUUUGUGUUGGUUACAUGUUAAGUGUGACUCCAGGAAGCACGAGCCCAGCAUUCCACGACAUUCGCAUUCUUCAACAUUACACUAUUUAACCUUUUGCAGUCUGACCUGUACUAUUUUCUUCUGCUGUUAACGCGAUCUAUUGAUAAGAAAAUUUUACGAAAUAAAACUGUCAAUAAAUGUUGUUUAUCUCCGAGACUUCUUCCAAUGAAGUUAGGACAGCGAGACAAGAUGGCUAGGUCGUUUCAACAUCAAGCUGUAUUCUUUUUACUCCUCAGUGCUGUGCUGGUCAAUUUUGCAGUGUCUCAAGAAUAUUGCCGCAUCAAUAACUGGAAGGACGCUGUACAUCCUCACCCAGUGUAUUGUGAUAGGUUCGUAAAAUGUUACAACUUUCAAACCACGAUCACCUCAUGUCCCGCCGGAACACUUUUUGACGCCGUUUCGAGAACCUGCAUGAACGCAGCUUCAGGCACAAUCCACUGCAAUGACGCUGGUACUACAGCUACACCUGUGACAGUGCCUCCAAUGUCUCAAGACUAUUGCCAAACUAAUAACUGGAGAGACGAUGCCCAUCCUCACCCAAUGUAUUGUGACAGGUUCGUCAAAUGUGACAACUUUCAAACCACAAUCGUCUUAUGUCCCGCCGGAACACUUUUUGACGUCGUUUCGAGAACCUGCAUGAACUCAGCCUCAAGCACAACCCACUGCAACGACGCUGGCACUACAGCUACACCUGUGACAGUGCCUCCAAUUGCCAGUAAUAUUUGUGCCACGUAUCAGCUGCUGAAUGGUAACUACCCUGAUCCGUCCAAUUGCCAAGGCUACGUGGAAUGUUCAAACGGAGUUACAAUCCACGGCAAAUGCCCUAAUGGGAUGGCCUUCAAUGUCGCCAGUAAUGGCUGUACGGAAGUGCACAGCGUCAACUGUAUCGACAAUGCCAAUUUCCAUUUUAUUGUCUAAAUACUGUUUGUACGCUACGUGAAAAGUAAGGCGACAUCUAGAUGCCGUGAGUUGUAUGUAGUUGAAGACUAUCGGUCAAUGAAACUGACUAAACCUAAUGUACUACUACAUUGGUCUGAUUAUAUAGUGUUGACUAAUGAUGCAGAGAAUGUUUCAAUGUAAGAAUUAUUAAUUUUCUCUGAAUAUAUUGUAUUGUUUUUAAUGAUGUGCAUACAAUCUGGUUAUCGGAUUAUAAAAUUAAAAUAAGCAAAGAUGUGUUCAAAUCAUAA
Biomphalaria glabrata is the source of this 2188-nucleotide messenger RNA. RefSeq names its product probable endochitinase. The transcript has 4 exons. The record is from RefSeq and is a predicted model, not a curated record. Gene Ontology annotation, cellular component: extracellular region. Gene Ontology annotation, molecular function: chitin binding. The coding region runs from base 1167 to 1919 and encodes 250 amino acids. NCBI's taxonomy places the organism in Eukaryota, Metazoa, Mollusca, Gastropoda, Planorbidae.